ACUUACUAUGUAUAUCCCACUCUGGCCUCAAACUCACAAUCCUUCUGCCUCUGCCUCUUGAGUUCUAGGAUUAUAGGAGUGUGCCACUAUACUUGGAAGCUUACUUUAUAUACCUAAUUUUUAGUGUGUGUUUAUGUGUGUUGCCAUGGUGAAUAUGUAGAAGUCAAGAAGACAACCUGUGAGAGUUGGUUCUCUCCUUCUUCUGUGUGGGUUCAGGGAAUGAAUUCAUUUUAUUUUGGUUUGGUGGCAAAGGAUCUUACCCACUGAGCAAUCUUGCCAACCUUCUUUUUUAUACAUACAUAUAUACAUACAUACACACAUACAGUGUGUGUGUGCAUGUCAAAUUAUCACAUAGUACCAAGUAAGUUUGUACAAAUAAAAUAAUAUUCCUAUGACAUGUAAGGUUCCAAGUUCAAGACAUAGCCCUAAUACAUGUGUGUGUGUGUAUGUGUGUGUGUUUGUGUGUGUGUGUUUUGUUUUGUUUCAUUUCAGAGAAGGUUUCCUGUAGCCCAGGCUUACCUGAAACCUGCUGUGUAGCUAAGGAUGGCACUGAUCUUCCCAUCUCCUCCUCCUCAGUACAAGGUGCUACUGUCAGUCUAAUAAUUAGUAAGUUAACAGGUGCCAGAGCUUUUCAGAGUUCCUCUCUAUAGUACAGUAUCAAGUAAGACAUGGACCAAGGUAUCCAUCAUGGCUCUUUCCAUUCAGCUCCCAAUGGGGCUCCAUUGAGAAGAUUAGUACCUAUGUGUUCUCCCUAACGUGCCCCUGCUCUGAUCACUGUAGACUGUCAUUACAGGGAUCUGUGUCAUUUGAGGAUGUGGCUGUGGAUUUCACCCAACAAGAGUGGCACAGACUGGACUCUACCCAGAGGAACAUGCACAAGGAUGUGAUGCUGGAGACCUACAGUCACUUGGCAUCUGUGGAUGCCCUAAAGCUCAAACUUCUUGGCCCAUGUCCUGUGCCAUUUCCCAUUAACAGGCCUCUGCGUGGCCAAACCGGACAUGAUCUUUAAGUUGGAGAGAGGAGAAGAACUGUGGAUAUUAGAAGAGGAAUCUUCAGGCCGUAAUUACUCAGGACCUCUGUCUCUGCUGUCUGGCAACAGUUCAAUUGGGGGUAAUGCCCUUGUACUGGAGAAUAACAUUUUUCAGUAUCAGAGUAUUCGAACUUUGAAUCAAAAUGUUGAUUAUAACAGAUGUGAGGAAGACUUCCAUGAAGAAACAGGUUUUGUUCAACAUAAAAGGACUCAUACCAGAGAUAAAAACUUUGAAUGUCAUGAAUGUGGAAAAGUAUACUGCAGGAAAUCUAACCUUGUUGAACAUCUGAGAACACAUACAGGGGAGAGGCCCUAUGAGUGUGGUGAAUGUACAAAGACUUUCAGUGCAAGGUCAUACCUCAUUGCUCAUCAGAAAACUCACACGGGAGAAAAGCCCUUUGAAUGUCAUGAAUGUAGAAAAUCUUUUGGCAGGAAGUCACAACUCAUUCUACAUUGCAGAACACACACAGGAGAGAGGCCCUAUGAAUGUACUGAAUGUGGGAAAACCUUUUCUGAGAAGGCAACCCUCACAAUCCACCAGAGAACCCACACUGGUGAGAGGCCUUAUAAAUGCAAUGAAUGUGGUAAGACAUUUCGUGUCAAGAUAUCUCUCACCCAGCACCUGAGAACUCACACAGGGGAGAAACCCUAUGAAUGUGGGGACUGUGGGAAAAACUUCCGAGCAAAGAAAUCCUUAAACCAACAUCAAAGAAUUCACACAGGUGAGAAACCCUAUGAGUGUGGAGAAUGUGGGAAAUUCUUCCGAAUGAAAAUGACUCUAAAUAAUCAUCAAAGAACUCACACAGGUGAAAAACCCUAUCAUUGUAAUGAAUGUGGGAAAGCCUUCAGGGUACACUCAUCUCUGGGAAUCCAUCAGAGAAUCCAUACUGGAGAGAAGCCCUAUGAAUGUAAUAAAUGUGGAAAUGCUUUCUAUGUGAAAGCUCGACUCAUUGAGCAUCAGCGUAUUCAUUCAGGAGAGAAACCCUAUGAAUGUAGUGACUGUGGGAAGAUCUUUAGCAUGAAGAAAUCCCUUCGUCAACACAAGAGGACUCACACUGGUGAGAAGCCUUAUGAAUGUAGUGAAUGUGGAAAUGCUUUUUAUGUGAAAGUGCGCCUCAUUGAGCAUCAGAGAAUUCACACAGGAGAGAGGCCUUUUGAAUGUCAGGAAUGUGGAAAGGGCUUCUGUCGGAAAGCCCACCUCACAGAACACCAGAGAACUCACUUGGGCCGAUCCCUGCUUUGUGCAUUGGAGAAAGCUUCUUGAAGAGUCCCUCACUCCCAACACUGGGCCAAGCCCCUAGGGGCAUCUAAUCAAGCAGAACAUGCAAAGCACAUUUGCCACUGUUUGGUACUUAGACUGGUAUAAAAAUGUGUCUGAUCCCUUUAGAGAAUAGCUUAGUAUUGCUUGCUUUUUUUUUGGAGACACUUUGUAGCCCAGGCUGGCCUUGAACUUUUGCCAGUCUUCUGAGUGCUUUGACAACAGGUGGGCAAAACAGUCUGUCUGUCUUUUUUCAUUUGUAUUUCUCAAUUUAGUGAUGAAGUUGAACAUAUUGUGUGAUGAUUAGCCAUUUGAAUAUUUUUUUUUAAAUCUGUACUGAUUGCUUAUAUCUUUUGUUCACUGUUUCCUAAUGAGAACUUUAUCUUACUCUCUGGUUUAAAUGUUGUUGGUGGUGUUAUUGUUUAACAUGUAAGCAUAUAAAGUCCUCAUUCAUGUGUUAAAAUAUCUUCUCUCAGAUUACUCAGCUGGUUUUUCAAUUUUGUUAACUCUUUUCUUGCACUAAAGUUUUAUGUUUAAGCUAUUGUCUGUUUUAAGGUGGUAAUAUUUAUUUAUACUUCCUCAAACAUUUAAAAUUUGAAUCUACUGUGAGAUUUUUUUGAUAUAGUAUGGAGCCUGCAAUGUAUAAUACUAUUUUGUCAUGUUAAUUUUUUUACAGAAAUUGUGUCACAUUGUAGUUAAAUGCUUAGCAAGCUGGCUUGUUUUCAAUUACCUUCCUAAGAUCUGUCCCUGUUGGUAACUUUAAGUCUUGUGCCAGUUAUUAAGCUAUUCUGUUCUUACUGUGAGUCCACCCUUCUAGAGUGUGCUUUGUUACUCUGAAACAUAUUCUGCCUUGUCAGCUGCUACCUUUUGGAACUUGGCUAAUAAGAUUCUGGAUACAGCCAGCCUGUGGUGGCACAUGCCUUUAACCCCAGCACUCAGGAGGCAAAGGCAGGUAGAUCUCUGAGUUUGAGGCCAUGCUGGUCUACAAAACCUAGGACAGCCAGGGCUACAUGAAGAAACCCUGUCUUGGAAAAAAAAGGAAAAAGGAAAAAAAAGAUACUAGAUAUAUACUUUGGGCUAAAGACAAAGGGACUUGAUCUUUUCCCCUUUCCAUGAGCUCCUUGUUCAUCCAAAUGUUUUCCCAGAAUCACUACACAGGGACAAAGGAGUUCCUGUUGGCAGUUUCAUCAGAUGCUCAACUCUGAAAGAAACAGCCUUGUGGUAUUGUAUCUUCUUGAGAUAAGCAUCAGCUGAAUGAUGUCACCACCUUAAACCUGUGAGCCCUAGCAAUGUAGGACCCCUCCUAUACCCUUCUAAUUAUUAUUAUUUUUUAAUUAAAGAUAGGGUCUCAUUUUAUAGCACAGGCUGGCUUAGAACUCAGGAUUAUCCUGUAGCUAUCUCCCUUCCAAGUCUUGGUAUCACAAGCAUGUUCCUUCUUCUUUUAAAUAAUUCUGGUUUCAUCCUUUGUUACUGAUAACGGAUGCUAGGCAGAAAGAGAAAGAAAGUAUCCUCUGCAGCAUCUACUUCCAGGAACCAUUUCAGACAUAAGAACAUGUUAGCUGCCUCUGAUAAAAAUGGCCUGGUCAGUGGUCAAUAAUUGCCUGAUAGAUAAGGAAUUUAAAACAUUUGUUCGUUUGAGACAGGGUCUCACUAUGUAGCUCUGGCUGGUCUGGAACUCAUGAUAUAGAUCAAGCUGUACUUAAACUCAGAGACUAUAAUAGAAAAAUCUCUAAGGUAUUUGUCAUUAAUUUUCAAGCACUGGCUUUCCAUGUUUAUAAAAAAAAUCAACUAGCACUGGCCUUUCAAUGAGGGAUAACAGUCCAUAAGCUGCUUGUAAUGAAUUGCAAUGUUAAAGAUGAACCAGUGACAGGCAGGGGCUCUAAACUGUUCCAAAGCUAAUGAAAUCAAAAUGUAAUCAGACAGCAAUAGAUAUUAGUUAUUGCUUCUUUGGCCCAAACUAACAAAACUAGAAGGUAAACUGGCAAAAUACAUGUAGUUAUUAUUAUUAUUUUAGAAAUAUCAUGAAUUCUAGGUCACCCAAACCAACUCUUAGCUGACUGUAAGGUUAACUCAAGUGAUAUUAAGGUUAAGCAUUUUCUCCAUGGUUGGCCCCAAAGGGUAGAGCUCUGCCUUCAUGCCCAAGGCCCAUGUCACUUUGAAAAGAUGACAGUUUUGUGCCCCUUCAAUAAAAACUACAAAGAACAAAGUGUUGCUGGGCAGUUUGGCCCUUAAAUUGGUUCCCAUGUAUUUAAAAAGACAUUAGAGACUGGUAAAGGAAAUGGAUUUAUUAAAUGUUUGAGCAAAUCCCAUAGCAAGACAGACUCCUAGUUUCCUUCCACCCUUCCUGUAGUAUCACUGUAGUUUUGUAGAAGAAAUGAAAGAAAAGCCAGAAGCUAUGCACGUGUUAACCGAGAUAAGCUGUCAAAACUAUAAGAAAUCUCUUCCCCAAAGGCAGAUUCCUUCUCUGGUGUUUGCACACCAGUGCCUUUUAGUUUUUCCCCUCUCUCAGCAUGGGGUUCUUGGGGGUCCAUUGUUUUAGGAUCCUUGUUUUCAAAGCAGAAGGGAAGGGCACAAAUCUCUAACAUAUUCUCUUACUGGGGUUUCAACCUAGGGUAAUGUUGAACGUGACCCUGGUCGCUCUCUUUGUUCUCUGUAGUGUGUUCCCCUUGUGCUCUGUUGAAAGUAUAGCUUUCUCCUUUCCCUCUUUAAGUCUCCUGUCAGCUGCUGAGAUCUCCAGCUUGUUUGCUGUGUUUUUUUUCUCAGACUCCAAUAAAUUGUCCUUGAGCUCUU
Molecule: messenger RNA, 5078 nt
Organism: Peromyscus maniculatus bairdii (prairie deer mouse)
Lineage: Eukaryota; Metazoa; Chordata; Mammalia; Rodentia; Cricetidae
Gene: Znf157
Product: zinc finger protein 157
Biological process (GO): regulation of transcription by RNA polymerase II
Cellular component (GO): nucleus
Molecular function (GO): RNA polymerase II cis-regulatory region sequence-specific DNA binding; DNA-binding transcription activator activity, RNA polymerase II-specific
Source: RefSeq, a predicted model, not a curated record